CCGCAUGUUGAGUCCUGCCCUCCUGCGCUCCCACAUCGCAUUCACUCGCAUGGUGCGCUCUGAUCGACAGACCCGGAGCGUAGCGCAGCGCAGCGUCCUCUCCUGCGGCCGUGGAUUCACCUCUGCACAGUUCUUAGGAUGCGUGGAUAUUUGCCGUGAAAGUUCUCAACGGCUGCCUCUCCUCCGUGCGCAUCCCAGAUACUGAACAAAAAAGAUUUUUGGGAGGAAACUUUUGAAACCACAAGAAAGCCCAGCUGACUGCAACAGAGCCACACUUUUUUCCCCUGCGUACGUACCAAGAGACGGAAGAAUGCAUGACCGCAAGACUCUUUGACAUCUUGUUUGUGGAUCUAACUUCAUAAUCCGGAAAGAAGCGGUGAAGCGAGCAAAUCUUCCACUCUAAUGGGAACCCCAACAAUGAGCUCUGUUUCUAUCAAAGAUCCCUGUGCUGUUUCUGUCCCACCCGCCAUCCCCACAUCUUCCUCUGCAGGAAUGACCUCCAUGUUUAGUCAGUACCUGUGCAACAACACCCUCGUUGAGCACUACUGUUACACAGGCAAGCUGAAUGGAACCAAUGGGGGCAAGUACUCGAAUGGACUCCAGUCAGACGCCAUUGCUUUCCUGCUGGUCUGUCUGCUCAUUGUUGCAGAGAACGCUGUGGUGCUUACUGCCAUCUGGAAGAACAAGAAGUUCCACAUCCCCAUGUACUAUUUACUGGGCAAUUUAACUCUCUCGGACCUGCUCGCAGGUUUAACCUACAUGAUAAACAUCGUAACAUCUGGCGCACACACACUGAAACUUACCCCUCUGCUGUAUUUCCUGAGGGAGGGCUGUGUGUUUGUCAUGCUAGCUGCUUCCAUCGUCAGCCUGCUGGCCAUCGCCAUAGAGCGCCAUGUCACCAUGGUGAGGAUGAAGCCGUACCAGGGCCACAAGCAGGGGCGGAUGUUCGCUCUGAUCGGAGCCAGCUGGGUGCUGUCAGUGUUCCUGGGCAUCCUGCCGGUCCUGGGCUGGAACUGCAUCGGUCAGCUCGAAAAGUGCUCCACUGUCUUCCCGCUCUACGCCAAAAGCUACAUCCUCUUCUGUAUCACCAUCUUCAGCGCCGUCCUCUUGUCCAUCGUGGUGCUUUAUGUGCGGAUCUUCCGCAUCGUCAAGUCCAACACGCAGCGCCUUGCUACUGUUCCCAAGCGCAAAGGUCUUUACCGUAAGUCCCAGAAGUACAUGGCCCUUCUGAAAACCGUCACUAUAGUCCUGGGGGUCUUCAUUGCGUGCUGGCUGCCCCUUUUCGUCCUGUUCCUGCUGGACUUCAGCUGUCCGGUCAAAAGCAAAAACUGCAACGUGCUCUUCAAGGCAGAUUACUUCAUGGGAUUAGCGGUGUUCAACUCCCUCCUCAACCCCAUCAUCUACACGCUGACCAGCAGGGACAUGCGGAAGGCCAUCCUCAAGCUGCUCUGCCACCGCUGCCUCCUAACCGCAGACGGGAGGAUGAAGAAGUUCGGCUUGGCCUUCCUCGACUUCAGCACCACUAAGACGGACGCAACUUCCCACAGACCGGAGGGAAUGGAGACAACGGUUUCCUCUGGGAACCUUCCUUCAACUAUUAAAGUUAUUUAUCCAAGGAUAUCCAAGAUAUAACACUCUGACUCAGGACUGAGAGCAAGCAUGCAGACUGAAAACUGAUCAUCCUGUGCUUCCAUCUGUGCUAUAGACUCAUAUUUAAAGAAAUAUCUGAAGGAGGAAAUGGUGUUGCACUUUGAGAUGAUUCUAGUUUUAAAAGGAUCCAUGUGUGUAAAGCUGGGAGAAAGAACUUUUUUUGUUGGAUUUAUAUUUAUACCACUUCUAUAGAGACGUCUGUGCCUUCGUCGUAGCUGAAAGUUUGUCUUUUUAAAAAAACUAGCAUUACCAAUGACCAGACUGUUAAACAAGGCCAGUAUUAAUCAGAGGGAGUUCCUUCUGAGAGAAAACACAGAUCGUCAAGAAAAGUCCGAGACCGUGUGUUGACGUUUUACACCAUCUGCAUCUGCGCAUCUGAUGAAGAAGGGAAAGCCCAAGCUCGAAAUUUAGGGUUAUCUCCCACUGCCUUUGUAGCAUAUAAUGACACGUUGUCGUGAUCACGGAGCAUCCACACCCAAAAAGCAGCGGCUGCCAAACCAAUGAAAUCCUUGCCAUGUGAGUUUUGGUCAGCGCUGAGGCCCGGGGACAUCAGAGGCUCUAAAGAUGUCAGACUGCGGGGGCCAGGGCUGGGUGGCUUUUCAGCUUUGGAGGUCCCUCCAACACAUGUAGCAACACACGACCGGAGCCAUAAAAGCUGACAGCCGAGGCUUGGAGACGCCUUCUGACGUGUGCAGACGGGAGCGUGGCAGAUAAACGUUAUAGCUUUAUAGACAUUUCUUUUAGAGCAAACUCGUCUUUAUUCUGUGAAAUGAUACGCAAGGACUCUUGCCGUGAAGGCCUGCCGGUAAGACUUUAUCCCGUACAACCGUACCCUGAUAUGGUGGGAUUCAUUUUAACAUUUUUUUUUUUUUUAAAUGUAAAGAAAAAAAUCUAUUUACUUAUAUUCAUUUUGUAAAUAUGUAUAAUCUCCAUGUGUUGUCUUCUUUUAUAAAAGCCCUACAUAAAUUAUGCCAGUUUUAUAUGUGCACUGAAUAAAAGUAUGUGAAUGAUUUUUA
Fundulus heteroclitus (mummichog) is the source of this 2666-nucleotide messenger RNA. RefSeq names its product sphingosine-1-phosphate receptor 5a (gene s1pr5a). Gene Ontology annotation, molecular function: sphingosine-1-phosphate receptor activity. Gene Ontology annotation, cellular component: membrane. Lineage: Eukaryota; Metazoa; Chordata; Actinopteri; Cyprinodontiformes; Fundulidae. The transcript is spliced from 2 exons. The record is from RefSeq and is a predicted model, not a curated record. Gene Ontology annotation, biological process: G protein-coupled receptor signaling pathway. The coding region runs from base 403 to 1632 and encodes 409 amino acids.